AUGGCUGCCUCUCCAGAGGAUCUUCAGCAACACUUUUGCAUUGAAUGUACUACUACUGUCUUGGCUCCUCCUAAUACCGUCCUCUGUCCUCAUUGCAAUGGCCCCAUAUCGCCUUCCAAUAUUGAACGUCUUGGUAAUGAAUUCAUCGACAAGUAUAGGGCAUUUCAAGCUUCGAAGAAGCCAGCUCCAAAAUCUUCAAUGGAAAAGAUGGAAGAAUUCGAGAUCACUGAAGAUUUGCAGGAACAACAGCCCAAGUGCCCGAUAUGUCAAGAAGAAUUUGAACUGGGAGAUAAAGUGAAAGCCAUGAAAUGUGGCCAUUAUUUCCAUGAGAAUUGCAGUGACUCAUGGCUUGGGGGUGAGAAAAACGAAUGUCCUAUUUGUAAGGCCACCUUACCCCAAGACCACAAAGUUAUUGGUUACAAGAAGAAGCCUGGUGCUGAUGGUUCCUCCUCAAGUUCUUCAUUUGCUUGA
Messenger RNA from Neltuma alba, 471 nucleotides. RefSeq names its product E3 ubiquitin-protein ligase RNF126-like. The transcript has a single exon. The record is from RefSeq and is a predicted model, not a curated record. Bases 1 to 471 code for a protein of 156 amino acids. Gene Ontology annotation, molecular function: ubiquitin protein ligase activity. NCBI's taxonomy places the organism in Eukaryota, Viridiplantae, Streptophyta, Magnoliopsida, Fabales, Fabaceae.